Messenger RNA from Caretta caretta (loggerhead turtle), 2124 nucleotides. Lineage: Eukaryota; Metazoa; Chordata; Testudines; Cheloniidae. The record is from RefSeq and is a predicted model, not a curated record.
UCCGCGCGGCGCCGCUCGGUCGGUGGCUCUUUGGAUCCGGCCGUUCGCUUUCCUCCAUGAUCGCCUCCCCAGGGCUGCUGAUUGAUCUGGAUCAGGAAUAUUCUGUGCGCGGCUCAGCCGCGACCGCUGCUGGCGGGACGCUGCAAGUGCCUGGCCGCGCGCGGUGCGGGAGCCCCGCUUCCCUCUGCUCUCCAGGGCUCGCGCCCCGAGUGACCCCCCUUUCUGCAGGGCUGCGCCCCGGAGCCGCUUUGAAACAGCCCCCUCCGCCCCGCCCCGAAACGGCCCCCUCUCCGCCAGGGUUUGCCCUCAGGGGAGAGUCACUCAAAGUGCUGGAGUCUGGAGAUUAGCCUGGGCUGGAUAAGUCUCCCCCUACCAGCAUGAGACUCAGUUAGGAGCUUUGGAGAGCUUAAUUUUUGUGAACGAGGGCCUCCUUUUUAUUUCAUUUUAUUUUUUCUGUCAGUGCUUGUUUUUAUUCCCCAUCUUUUCCACCCCCUGCAAAGUUACUGGGGUGGAGUGAACUUUUUUAUUUUCAAAGGUAACCGUCAUUUAAAAAAAAAUUCUGCGGUGAACUUUGCUGCGUGUAUGGGGGUGCGUGUGUACUUUGGAAAAUUCGGAAGAAAGCAGCUGCAAUUCACUGUGGGAUAUUUUCAGACGAUCCCGUAUAUCUGCACAAGACGGAUAUUAAAACAAAAAAUGGAGAAGUUGUCUGUAACCGUUCUGGUUUUAACAGCUCGCUCACACAUAUAGUGUCUACAGGUCUGACAUCAAAAUAUCAACAGGAAGAAAUGUGACUUAAAAAAAAAAGGCAGAGAGAGAAGUUUUGAUGUUUUAGAAGGCAGUGGAAAUAUACUUCAGUGGUUUUGCAGCACUGUCUGUCAUUCUGUUCCUGGAGUAUUGAUGAGCUAAAGGGAUUAAUUACAUGUACCCCAAAGAAACUACAAUGACCGGCAAUUAUAGCAGAUCUCAUUUUGCUGUAAGGAAUUGUCACCAGCUGACAGAGAAGAAAUGAACUGCAGCCUUGAUCCUGCAAACACCUACACAUGAGAAUAGCUUGAAGCAUGUGAGUAGCUGACUUAAAUGGGUACUCAGCUGGAAGUGUUCACUCUCCCUCCACAAGUAUGGCAACCUCUGCACAAUACAGACAGCUUAUAAAUGAUUAUGGACCCCCGUCUCUAGGCUAUACACAAGGAAUGCAGGGUACCAGCAGCAGUCAAGUACCACAAAGCAAAUAUGCAGAACUUCUAGCUAUCAUAGAAGAAUUAGGAAAAGAAAUUAGACCUACAUAUGCUGGAAGUAAAAGUGCCAUGGAGAGGCUAAAACGAGGCAUCAUUCACGCUAGAGGAUUAGUUCGGGAAUGCUUGGCUGAGACUGAACGGAAUGCAAGAUCCUAGCCUACUAAUUAAGUUACAAGACUUUCCAGCUCUUUAUGAAGAAAAAUGUAAUACUUAUUCCUUUUGAAACAUGCAGAUGAAUCUUUUUAUUUUGAGCGUUUUACCCUUUUUUUUGCCCUUAUGAAAACGUACAGUUAAGAACGAGAAGAUUUUUCAAUUUACUGAGGGUUUGCAUUUUUUUAGAUGCUAAACUCCCCAAAUUCUUUCUAAAAGGUUAAGACUAAAACUGCAUGCAGAGGAAUGCUUUCUCUCCCACAGCCUAUACUUAAGUUCCUUUCUUAUCCAGCCACCGUCUCAUUCUUUUUAUUUCUUUGACUAUAUUCACUUAACCCCACAUGGUCAAUCUUUCAACCUUUGACAUAAACUCUAAGGAUUUUUUUUUUUUAAUAACUGCACUGGUAGCAUGUUUUACCUAGUAGUUGGCUAUACUCACACAGUUUGACAUACAGCAUAGACCCUGCUUAGAAAUAAUCCUUUUUUUUUUUUUUUUUGCAUAAGCAUUUGCAUGAUUGUUAGUGCUUUGGAGUCCAUUUAAAGUGCAUGAGUUAUAAAUACAGAAGAUAGAGCAACCUAACAAACAAUAACAAGGUCCCAGAAAACUAAUUUUCACCCUAAGGCUGAAGAUUUCAUUGUAAGUUUGCCAAAAAACAAAAUUCUGGAUAAGUUACUAAAACUGUUAUUUGCAUCUUUGUAUGUAUUUAUUACUUGAUGUAAUAAAGCUUAUUUUCAUUAA